AUGGCUGCAGUCGCUAAGGGCAGAUCAUCGCGCCGGUCUGCUCCCCGUCGGAGCUAUGUUGUCGAAGAUACCUCUGAAUCCGAAGACCCCGGAAAUGUCACACCUACACCCGAUACGCAUGAUGACGAAGAAGAAGCCGAGGAGGAGGAUUACACCCCCGUUCCCAAGAAGGCAAAGAGAACCUCCAAGAGUCUGAUGACCUUAGAACCGAAGACACCUACUACCGCACGUCCUGCCAAAAAAGCCCAAGAAGCGAUAACGGAUGAUUCCGAUGCGUCGCAAAUGGACACCGAGGAGAAUGAAACGAAUGAUGAACAUGACGAGAACGACGAGAACGAUGAGGGCGUUAGUAUCGCAUCGAUCGAAGCCGAUCCUGAGUCCCCAUCUAGAAAUGCGGCUUUGAAAAGAAAAAGUAUGCCCCGCAAGAGUCGCGGCUCAAUCACACCCAAGCCGGCCAAGGGCUCACUCCCUACUCCAGAGCCAUCCGAAUCGCCAGAACCUCAAGCGCGAGCACGCGCAAGUGUGCCACCUUUGUCCGACAUCACUGAGUCCGCCGUGAACCAAUCGCCCGCGAAAGAAUCGGACGAACCCAAGUCUCAGAUUUCCAUUAUCAACCCGAACUCGACUGUCUUGGAGAAACCCAUGGAUAUCGUCGCGAAGUCAAGGACACAGAUACCCACGGCCCCUGAAGAACCCGCAGCACCAAAGCCCCGAAUGAUUAUUGAAAAUCUUAUUCUGACAAAUUUCAAGAGUUACGCGGGAAAGCAAAUUGUCGGACCCUUCCACGCCUCCUUCUCGUCCGUCGUCGGACCCAACGGCUCCGGAAAGUCUAACGUUAUUGACUCGCUACUCUUUGUGUUUGGUUUCCGUGCUAGCAAAAUGCGACAGGGCAAAAUUUCUGCUCUUAUUCAUAACUCUGCUCAGUAUCCAGACCUCGCCUUCUGUGAAGUUGAGGUCCAUUUCGCACAAGUCCUUGAUUUGCCCGAAGGCGGAUCUGAACUUGUCCCAGAUUCCCAACUGAUCGUUUCUCGACGCGCCUUCAAGAACAACACCAGCAAAUACUACAUGAACAAAAAGGAAACCAACUUUGCAACUGUUGGAGCGUUCCUCCGCGACCGAGGAAUUGACCUCGAUCACAAGCGAUUCUUGAUUUUGCAGGGUGAGGUCGAGUCUAUUGCUCAGAUGAAACCGAAAGCAGCCAACGAACACGAUGAAGGCUUGUUGGAAUAUCUAGAGGACAUCAUCGGAACCUCAAAGUAUAAGACACCUAUCGACGAAGCUGCGACCGAGCUCGAAACCUUGAACGAUGUCUGCGUGGAGAAGAACAACCGCGUCCAGCACGUAGAAAAAGAGAAGACCGCCUUGGUGGAUAAGAAGGACAAAGCUCUGGCAUAUAUUCGGGAGGAGAACGAAUUGGCUCAGAAGCAAUCCGCACUUUACCAGAUUUACAUUGACGAGUGCGCCGACAACGUCCGCGUUACAGAAGAGGCUAUUCUUCAGAUGCAGGAGCUGUUGAACAUGGAACUCGAGAAACACGAGGGAAAUGAAUCCGGCAUUAAAGAGAUUGAAAAGGCCUACAAGAAAGGUGUUCGCCUUUACGAAUCUAUGGAGAAGGACACACAGGCCUUGCUCAAAGAGAUGGCUAAGUACGACAAAGAGUCGGUGAAGUUUGAGGAAAAAAAGAAGUUCUUGCUUGGCAAGCAAAAGAAGCUUGAAAAGGCAAUGCAAACCAGCCGACUUGCUGCUUCGGAAUGCCAGAGUUUGGUCGAGAAGUUUACCGACGACAUUGAGAAGAAGACUGCCGAGACUACCCAGCUUGAAAUGGAAAUGUCAACGGAGGAGAAGGAACUCAACACAAUCCGCGAGGGCCUCAAGGGCAAGACCCAGGGCCUAUCUGAUCAAAUUGCCGCGAAGCAGAAGUCCCUCGAGCCCUGGAACGAGAAGAUCAACCAAAAGCAAUCUGCAGUUGCUGUCGCCGAGAGUGAACUUGACAUCUUACGUGAACGUAGCAACGCUGGAACUGUUCUUCUUGAGGAGGCACAGGCCAAGAUUGGGACGAUCGAGGAAAGUUUGCAGUCCAAACAAAACGACCUUGAAGAGCGACAAGCCCAGAAAGAAACCCUGGAGUACGAGGUGGAAAAGUUCAAGCACGAUCUCAAGAAAUACGCUGGCCGUGAACCCGAGGUUCGUUCACAUGUAUCGAGUGCCCGUCAAAAGGCCGAAGAUGCUCGCGCCAGCCUAGCAAGUACUCAGAACAGUGGAAGUGUCUUGACUGGCUUGAUGCGACUCAAAGAGUCUGGUCGUAUCGAUGGAUUCCAUGGCAGACUGGGCAACUUGGGUACUAUCGACGAAAAGUACGAUAUCGCAAUCUCCACCGCUUGUCCUGCUCUCAACAAUAUGGUUGUGGAAACUGUCGAGGUUGGUCAGCAGUGUAUCGACUACUUGCGGAAGAACAACCUUGGCCGAGCCAACUUCAUUCUGCUUGACCGUCUCCCCCGCCGUGAUAUGUCCACAAUUUACACACCCGAGAGUGUUCCGCGUCUCUUUGAUCUCGUCAAGCCCAAGGAUGAAAUGUUCGCACCUGCUUUCUACAGUGUAAUGCAAAAUACCUUGGUUGCCAAGGACCUUGAGCAAGCCAACCGUAUUGCCUAUGGUGCUCGCCGGUGGCGAGUGGUGACUCUUGAUGGUCAAUUAAUUGAUGUGUCAGGAACAAUGAGUGGUGGUGGAACACGUGUCGCCAAGGGUGGCAUGUCUUCAAAACAGGUCGCAGAGGUCACAAAGGAUCAAAUGGCUCGCCUGGAGACUGAUCUCGAGGAUCUCGAGAGGAAAUUCCAGGCCUUCCAAGAAAAGCAGCGAAAUGUCGAAGCUCAGAUGCGGGAAAGACUCGAAGAAAUCCCGCGCGUGGAGACUAAGAUCCAAAAGAUCAUGAUCGAGAUUGAAAGUACCAAGCGUAGCCUCGUUGAUGCCCAAAGACGCGUCAAAGAGCUAGGCGCGCAGCACCAGCCAUCGGACUCUGAUGAAGGCCAAAUCGCUGCCCUCGAGAAACAAAUCGCCAAGGCCGAGAAAGAGAUCGAUAUGCUCAACGACGAGAAAAGUGGCAUCGAGGAGGAGAUUUCCACUCUUCAGAGCAAGAUCAUGGAGGUUGGUGGUGUUCGGCUUCGUGGCCAAAAGGCCAAGGUCGACGGCCUUAAGGAGCAAAUCGGCAUGCUUGCUGAAGAAAUAUCCAACGCCGAGGUCCAACAAUCCAAGAACGAGAAGCUUAUCAAGAAACACUCGAAAUCUCGCGACGACUCAGAGAAGGAGAUUGGUCAAAUCACCGACGAUCUAGAGAAGUUGGAAGAGGAUGUCUCCAACAAGGACAAUGACGCUUCCGAGUGGAGACAGAAGGCCGAGGAUGCCCAAGAGGCAUUGGAAACCAAGAAGGGCGAGCUCCAGACCAUGAAAGAGGAACUUGACGCGAAGGUUGCCGAGCUUAAUGAGACACGGGCCACCGAGAUUGAGAUGCGCAACAAGCUAGACGAGAAUCAGAAGGCUUUGACUGAAAACCAAAAGCGCAGUCGCUACUGGGAAGAGAAGCUGUCCAAGCUGACCGUCCAGAACAUCAGCGAUAUCGGCGAGGAGCAGGAGCCCACAGAGCUUCAGAUGUACACGAAGGAUGAGCUCGAGGCCAUGAACAAGGAGUCACUGAAGGCAGUCAUUGCUGCCCUAGAAGAGAAGGUUCACAAUGCCUCCGUUGAUCUAUCGGUCAUCGAGGAAUACCGUCGCCGUGCUGCUGAGCACGAAUCACGUUCAGCGGAUCUAAACACCGCAUUGGCAUCCCGCGAUGGUGCCAAGGCCCGUUUGGACGGACUUCGAUCCUCUCGUUUGAAUGGAUUCAUGGAAGGAUUUGGCAUCAUUUCUUUGCGCCUGAAGGAGAUGUACCAAAUGAUCACCAUGGGAGGUAACGCCGAGUUAGAGCUGGUAGACUCCUUAGACCCCUUCUCGGAAGGUAUUCUGUUCUCAGUCAUGCCUCCUAAGAAGAGCUGGAAGAACAUCGGCAACUUGUCUGGCGGAGAAAAGACUUUGUCCAGUUUGGCGCUGGUCUUCGCUCUGCACCACUACAAGCCUACCCCGCUCUAUGUCAUGGACGAGAUUGAUGCCGCUCUGGAUUUCCGAAACGUUUCUAUCGUCGCCUCUUACAUCAAGGAGCGGACGAAGAAUGCACAAUUCAUUGUCAUUUCCUUGCGAAACAACAUGUUCGAACUUGCCGCCCGACUGGUCGGUGUCUACAAAGUCAAUCAUAUGACAAAGAGCGUAACAAUUGAGAACCGGGAUUAUAUCACGGGUCGGUAA
Molecule: messenger RNA, 4332 nt
Organism: Penicillium nucicola
Lineage: Eukaryota; Fungi; Ascomycota; Eurotiomycetes; Eurotiales; Aspergillaceae
Gene: smc4
Product: condensin subunit SMC4
Exons: 4
Coding region: 1-4332 (1443 amino acids)
Biological process (GO): mitotic chromosome condensation
Cellular component (GO): chromosome
Molecular function (GO): protein binding; ATP binding
Source: RefSeq, a predicted model, not a curated record